AUGUCGGGAGAGACCCCAGCUCUCGGGAGCCAGCCCGGGGGGCUCCCGCUGUCCAGCUGCGGUCCCCGCAGUGACCAGGCGAGGCGCUGGCUGCCUGGCACUGUCGCAGGCGCCCAGGCUGAACGCGCGGCCGCCCCCAGCCCCGGCGCCCAGCUCCUCCCCGCGCGAUCCCGGGCGCUAGCUCCGGGGUCGAGGUCAGGGCCAGGGCCGGGGCCGCUCUGGGCUCCGCGGCGGCCACCCCCACGGCGAAAGCUCAUUGGUCGGCUCGGCCUCACAGCUGUCCGACCUACUCACUGCGGCUCUUCCGGGCGGGGGCCGGGGUGCCCCCCUCCCGCCGCGCAGGGGUCCCUCCCCGCGGACCCCUCGGGCGCGCGCCGGCGACCCCCACGAGCCGGGGCGGUCGGGCUCGGCCCCGCCAGCCCGGAGGCCCUUCCCGGAGGCGGCCUCCCAGCGGAGCGCAAAAAACCGAAGGUGUAUCAAGGUGUCCGCGUGAAGAUCACGGUGAAGGAGCUGCUGCAGCAGAGGCGGGCACACCAGGCGGCCUCGAGGGCAACCCUGUCUGGAAGCAGCAGUAUCCACCUUUCAGACCCCAUUGCACCGUCUUCUGCAGGACUGUAUUUUGAACCUGAACCGAUUUCGUCCACGCCCAGUUAUUUUCAUCCCCGAGAAUUUUCCAGCUGUGUUUCCUGUGAAGACAGCCCAAGCUGCCUGGACCAGAUCUUGGACUCUUACCUUCAGUCUGAGACGCACCCUGAGCUCAGUUCCACACAGAGUGUCCCGCACUGUUUCCCAGACAGCUUGCAGCCUUCCCCCUUCUGCUUCAACGAGAGCCUGACCCCAGGAUCACCUUCCGAUUCCUCCACACUCUCUGGCUCCUUAGACUACAGUUACUCCCCAGCUCAGCUGCCUAUCUAUGCUCCGGAGAAUUACAGUUCUCCCCCUUCUCUGGACACCAGAAAUUGUGGCUACCCCUCAGAAGACUACUCCUCCCACCUGCCCUGGCACACCCAGCACAGCUGCCUCUCCUCAGCCACCACCUCCGUCUGCUGCUGCACGUCCUGCGAGGCAGAGCACCUGGACACCCUGGGAGCCUCAGAGGACUUCCCCUGUCUGAGCCUAGACUGUGUGGACUUCGCCCCCUCGGCAGCCGCUGCCAGCGAUUUCUAUAAGACAGAAGCAAACUGUGACAUCUGCUAUAGUUAAUGGAAGCCACAGCCCUUGGAACAGAGGAAGGGGGUAUCUGUUUUUCACCCACAUCUAGAUGACAGCCCGUUAACAAAUAUCCCCAGCACAGUUUACAUGGCACCAUCCCAACGUUCUGAGGCUGACUUAGGCCUAAACACGAGGUCCUCAGUCCUGGGCACAGUGUCCCGCCUCCUCUGUAUACCCAUCAUUAACAUUUUUCUAGGAACCUUUCACUUGUUUUACUUUUCUAACGAACAAAAUUCUCUCUCUCCUUUUUUUUUUUUUAACUUUAAUAAAUAAUUUUGUAUUA
Molecule: messenger RNA, 1495 nt
Organism: Otolemur garnettii (small-eared galago)
Lineage: Eukaryota; Metazoa; Chordata; Mammalia; Primates; Galagidae
Gene: POU2AF3
Product: colorectal cancer associated 2
Exons: 6
Coding region: 1-1203 (400 amino acids)
Cellular component (GO): cytoplasm
Molecular function (GO): DNA binding; POU domain binding
Source: RefSeq, a predicted model, not a curated record